Molecule: messenger RNA, 885 nt
Organism: Colletotrichum navitas
Lineage: Eukaryota; Fungi; Ascomycota; Sordariomycetes; Glomerellales; Glomerellaceae
Exons: 4
Coding region: 1-885 (294 amino acids)
Molecular function (GO): protein binding
Source: RefSeq, a predicted model, not a curated record
AUGUUCACCAGACGCUUCGAACCCCCGCAGCCCGUGAACAAGAGCUUCUCUAAAAGCCACAAAGCAUCUAAAUCUAGCUCCUCAUUCACCAAGUCCAGCGGCGUUUCAAAACAUCGCCAUGAGUCCCGCCACAGCCGCCGACCGACGACCGCCACCACAUCGAGCACUGCGACCGAGGACACCGCGAUGGGCAACAACCUCACCUCCGCCAUCGUAACCCUCGUCAUCGGCACCGAACAGCGCCUCUUCGCCGCUCACGAGGACAUUCUCUGUGCCUCGCCCUUCUUCCAGAACCUCCUCUGCAGCCCCUACUGCGCCGACGCCGGUACUGGGGCUAAGCGCGUCGCCCUCCCCGAUGAGGAGCCCGAGAUCUUCUCCUCCGUUCUCGAGUACCUCUAUAAGGGCGACUACUACCCGCGCCUCGUGCACAACAAGCGCCGCAACUCGUGGGAGAUCGAGGCUCUCAACGCAGAUGACGGCCGCAACGGCGUUGAGUCGACCGUCUACCACCACGGCGUCGACGGUGACCUGCUCAAGGACACGGUCAUCUACUGCGCCGCGCAGAAGUACGGGCUCGAGGAGUUGAAGCGGGUUUCUCUGCGGAAGCAGGGCCUACAAUCCGGGAUCCAGUGCAGCACGAUCCUGGCGUCGGCUCGGUACGCGUACGCCAACACCCCCGACAGCGACUCCAAGUUGCGGGCUCACUAUCUCGCCCUCAUCAUCCGUAGCCGGAGCACCUUCAAGCGCAGCGGAACCAUGCAGCUGGAGAUGUACAACGGCGGCACCCAGCUCUUUUUCGACCUGUUCGUCGCGCUCUGCAACCAUGUCGACGAUAUCUCGACCGUAAACACUCCUCGCACUCCUCGCAGUGGUCGUCCAUUCUAG